UCCCGCCAACUCAAACGGCUUGAAAGUAUUCAUAGGUCUCCAAUUUAUUCCCACUUUUCUGAAACUGUUCAGGGAGCGGCUUCUAUUCGAGCUUUCAGCAAGGUUUUAGUAGAAGACUUCCGGAAUGCGUCGGCCAAUAUCGUUGAUGCUUUCAUUAAGUGCAAACACUCAAACGUAGCCUCAAACCGUUGGCUGGCUAUCAGAUUAGAGUUUAUAGGCAACCUAGUGAUCUUUUUUGCUGCUCUUUUUGCAGUAAUUUCAAAAGAACUUGGAUGGGUUACUAGUCCUGGUAUCAUAGGUGUAUCAAUCACAUACGCUCUUAAUGUCACAGAAGUAUUAAAUUUCGCGGUUCGUCAAAUCAGCGAAAUAGAAGCGAAUAUCGUUGCUGUAGAGCGGAUAAACGAAUACACCAUUUCGCCCACUGAGGCUGCAUGGGAAAUUCCUGAAAAUAAACCGCCUUCCGACUGGCCCUCUCAUGGCACUGUCAAAUUUUUAAAUUACUCUACUAGGUACCGAGAAGGUCUUGAUCUCGUUCUAAAGGGAAUUUCUGCGGAUGUGCAUGAGGGAGAAAAGAUAGGGAUUGUCGGACGAACUGGAGCCGGUACACUAUGGUUAGAAUGUAUUUCGAAGCCUGCAAUAAUGGCUUUGCAUCUUCAGGAAAAAGCUCAUUCGCACUCGCACUUUUCCGAAUAG
Strongylus vulgaris is the source of this 693-nucleotide messenger RNA. Lineage: Eukaryota; Metazoa; Nematoda; Chromadorea; Rhabditida; Strongylidae. The record is from the annotation of a GenBank genome assembly.